AUGAGUGAUUCUGUAAAGAUUUCAAAAGAGGUUCUUAAGGAGGUCCUUCCUGUUGAUCCAGGAAAGGGUAAAAGAGUCAGCGGUAAGAAUUGGAAAGUUGAGAAAAAUGCAUUUAGAAUCAAAUCGCUAGGUGUUAAGUCAUCAUGGCAAAAGAAGCAAGAGCAAAGGGCGAAAGAGCAGCAAGACAAGGCUAAAUUGAAGGAGUUACAAGCAGAGAAGGAAGAGGAAAGGAAGGCAAGGAUAAACAAGAUCAAGGAAAGACGUGCUAAGAAGGCCGAAGAGGAGAGAUAUGAAAAAUUGGCCCAAGUUAUGCAUGCCAAGAGGGUAGAGAGACUAAAGAGAAGGGAAAAGAGAAACAAACUGCUGAAGGAACGCUGA
Pichia kudriavzevii is the source of this 378-nucleotide messenger RNA. RefSeq lists its product as uncharacterized. The record is from RefSeq and is a predicted model, not a curated record. NCBI's taxonomy places the organism in Eukaryota, Fungi, Ascomycota, Pichiomycetes, Pichiales, Pichiaceae. The transcript has a single exon. The coding region runs from base 1 to 378 and encodes 125 amino acids.